AUGACCUCCCCCGAAUACGCCCACCACUUCACCAUCCAGAACCUGCCGUACGGAAUCGCAUCCUCCCCGACGCAUCCAACCCCCCAAUGCGCAACCCGCCUCCACAAUACCAUCAUCUUCCUCGCCGACCUCCACGACGCUGGUCUCUUCUCCUCCAUCCCCGCCCUCCCAGCCAACGUCUUCACCAAUCCCACCCUGAACUCCUUCGCCGCUCUCCCCCAACAAACCCACUCCCAAAUCCGCCAUGUCCUGAAAUCCACCCUCCAACAAACCGGCCCCCCACUCGCACUCGCACUCCCUCUCCCUCUUCCAUCAACAAGCAUGGCUGAUAUCUCCACCGUGACGAUGCAUCUCCCUGUCUCUAUUCCAUCGUUCACCGACUUCAGCGCCAGCCUCCCGCACAACCAAAACGCCGGUCGCAUCAUUCUCGGCCACGACUCCCUCCCACCAGCCUUCUUCCACUUCCCAAUCGGCUACGCCGGACGCGCCAGCAUGAUCGCCAUCUCAGGGACACCGAUCACGCGACCCGUGGGCCACAUAUGUAUCUGGGAGGGAACCUCUGCGCCUGAGCAGACAAAGAAGAAGAAGAAGGAGAAGAACGUCAUAUUUGCCCCGUGCCAAUCCCUCGACUACGAGCUCGAGCUAGGAGUCAUUAUUGGGAAGCCCCUGGCGCGGGGGACGGGGUUGAAUGCGGUAGACGCGGAGGAACAUAUUUUUGGGUUGGUGGUGUUGAAUGAUUGGAGUGCCCGCGACAUCCAAUCCCUCGAAAUGAUCCCCCUCGGCCCCUUGAACGGAAAAAGCUUCGCCACCACAAUAUCCCCGUGGAUAAUCCCCCUCUCCGCCCUGGCACCAUUCAAGACCACCGGUCCGGAGCCGCGCGUAUCCCUACCCCCGCAUCUCCAGGACCCAGGGGCAUUUAACUACGACAUCACGGUGAUGGCAGAACUCGAGGGAGAGGGGUUAGCGGGCAGGACGGUAAUGGGGCGGUCGAAUGCGAAAGAGCUGUUCUGGAGUAUCAGACAGAUGGCUGCGCAUUUGGCGAGUACGGGGUGUGAUUUGCGGACGGGAGAGGUGUUGGGGACGGGGACGGUGAGUGGGGAGGUGGAGGGGUCGUUUGGGUCGUUGUUGGAGGUGACCCGGGGGGGACGGGUGGGGAUAGGUUGUGUGGGUAGGGAGAGGGGGUAUCUUGUUGAUGGGGAUGUGGUGAGGUUGUCGGCUUGGGCGGGGGAAGGAGUUGGGUUUGGGGAGUGUGUUGGGGUGGUGAGGGCUGCUGCUUUACCUAACUGA
Aspergillus heteromorphus CBS 117.55 is the source of this 1287-nucleotide messenger RNA. Its product is annotated as fumarylacetoacetate hydrolase family protein. NCBI's taxonomy places the organism in Eukaryota, Fungi, Ascomycota, Eurotiomycetes, Eurotiales, Aspergillaceae. Bases 1 to 1287 code for a protein of 428 amino acids. The transcript is spliced from 3 exons. Gene Ontology annotation, molecular function: fumarylacetoacetase activity. The record is from RefSeq and is a predicted model, not a curated record. Gene Ontology annotation, biological process: L-tyrosine catabolic process; L-phenylalanine catabolic process; homogentisate catabolic process.